Molecule: messenger RNA, 3029 nt
Organism: Artibeus jamaicensis (Jamaican fruit-eating bat)
Lineage: Eukaryota; Metazoa; Chordata; Mammalia; Chiroptera; Phyllostomidae
Gene: TIPIN
Product: TIMELESS interacting protein
Exons: 9
Coding region: 284-1153 (289 amino acids)
Biological process (GO): replication fork arrest; DNA replication checkpoint signaling; DNA damage response
Cellular component (GO): nucleus; replication fork protection complex
Molecular function (GO): DNA binding
Source: RefSeq, a predicted model, not a curated record
AAACGCCGAAGGCUCUUUUGCGGCGUUAGCUGUAGCGUCUCGCGAGAAGUGAGGUUUGCUUUCCCCGCCAAACACGGUUCCGUGACUGCUGCUUUCGGCGUGAGGAAACCUUACCUAGAAGGUCAAUAUGUAAACAGAUUUUUGUUACAAGCUGCUUUGGUUGAAGUUGCUGGCAAAGUACUUAUCCCUUGCAUAUUUCACACCUAUCUGAACCGUAGUUUGGAACUCAAUGAAAGUCCAAAUCAUUUUAUGAUAGAAGAAACUCAACAGUUGAGAGGAAAAGAUGCAGGAACCACAGGAGGAUGACUUGAUUACCUUACCAGCUUAUGAGCAUGUAGAAGAUGAAACUUUUCCUCCUUUUCCACCUCCAGCAUCUCCAGAGAGAGAAGGUGGUGAAGGAGCUGAACCUGAUGACGAGUCAGGAAGAGGGGCACCUAUUCCUGUACCUCCAAAGAGAACAGUUAAAAGGAAUAUACCCAAGCUGGAUGCCCAGAGAUUAACUUCAGAGAAAGGGCUUCCAGCAUUAAGGCAUGUGUUUGAUAAGACAAAAUUCAAAGGUAAAGGUCAUGAGGCUGAAGACUUGAAGACACUAAUCAGACACAUGGAGCACUGGGCGCAUAGGCUAUUCCCUAAACUGCAGUUUGAGGAUUUUAUCGACAGAGUUGAAUACCUGGGAAAUAAAAAGGAAGUUCAGACCUGUUUAAAACGAAUUCGACUUGAUCUCCCUAUUUUACAUGAAGAUUUUAUUAGCAAUAAUGAUGAAGUAGGGGAAAAUAAUGGCCAUGAUGUAACUGCUGCUGAAUUAGAUCCCUUUUUGACAAACUCAUCUGAAAAUGUGAAUUUUGCUUCUGAGUCAAGUAGAAGCCUAACCGAAGAGCAGCAACAAAGAAUGGAGAGAAAUAAACAACUGGCCUUGGAAAGGAGGCAGGCAAAGCUACUGAGUAAUAGUCAGUCUCUCGAAAAUGAUAUAUCAAUGAGCACAUCCAGGGCACAGACAGUUGAAGAUGUUAAAAUAGGUGAGGAUCAAAACGAGGAGUCAGAUGGAUUUAACAAAGACAUUCUAGAUAAUACACAUAAUGAUGGUGCUGCCAAUAUAGUAAAUGAAGAGGAGGAGUUAAAAAUAGAGAAAACUCAACUGGACCAGUCCUUUUAAAAUUAAAAUUGUACAGCAGUAACUUUAUUCUUCAUCCAGAAAUGUUGGAUAGGCCUCAAUCAAGAGAAAAUUAACUUGGUAUCCUGCGAGUCUAAGAUUACUAUGUAUUUUGUAUACUUUGAGUAAAAUCCUUAUGUAGUAAAAUGUAUACAGAUUCCUGUUUAAAAUAUGGUAUUAUUUAUAAUUAUACUUGUUUUUUAUUAACUUUAUAUAAGCCUAUUUAUUUUCUUAGUGUUUUUAUAUAGAUUUGACUGAAUAAUAAUGAUUAGUAGUUAAUAAGCAGCUUCUGCUGCUGGUGUUCCAUUGAAGGCCUUGUUUUCACUAAAUUGGUGUUUUAAGAUAUAAAUAUAUAACAAACAAUGAUACCCUUUAAAAAAUACAAACAAAAAUCUUAUAAACUGUCUCUAGAAGCUUUAUAAAAGUUUCUAAUUGCUAUUUAGUUCUGCAGUUUACAUUUUUGGUAAAAUGGCCCUGGCAGUGUGGGUCCGGCUGUGCCGGCCUACAAAUCAAAGUGUCACUGGUUCAAUUCCCAGUCAGGGCACAUGCUUGGGUUGUGGGCCAGGUCUUCAGUAGGGAGCAUGGGAGAAGCAACUGUACAUUGAUAUUUCUCUCCUUUUUCUCCCUCCCUUCUCUCUAAAUAUAAAUUAAAAUUUUUUUUAAUGUUUAAGGUUUUCAUGUGCUUAGAUGUAUUUUGAGGAGUGACUUUAAUUCUUAAAGGGUCACAUAAAAGGUUGAUAAAUUGCCUGGCUCUAUAGGUGCUAGGGAGGUUCUAAUGCUCCUUGGUAUCCACUGAUCAGGUGGAGAGAGACUUGCAAAGUAUUAUGAGGAACAUAGAGCACCUAGGGCUGAUUCACAGGAGACCUUCAAGUUCAUGGAGAUUCCAAGGAUUGGGGAGUACAUGUACAAUGGUGAAACAGUAAUGAAAAUUUAGGAAAUAAGGAAGGUUUGGGUGUGGUGAAUAUGAGGCUAGAAGUAUUAGGCCCAGAUAGUGAGAAGACCUGGUUAGAGAUUUUCCUGCCUGAGUUUAUCAACUUGGUAGAGGGGUAAUUAAAGAUAAGGAAGUACUACAUUGACAGCCAAGUUUAAAGGUCUGUCUAGUUCUUGGCUGGAGAGUCCCAUAGAGGGAGGGAGGGGGGGAGGUAAAACUAGUUUUUACAAACUAGGAGGUGGAAAAGUUGCUAUUUAUGAGAAGGACUGGCAGUGGGGUGCUGAAGUGCCUUCUAUCCAUGAAGCUUGAGAUCUUCAGGCUUCCUGACUUCAGGUGAGGAUGGAGAGUGACAAAGAUGGUUUGUUUGAAAGGCCAGGAAGUUGAGUAUAAGAACCUAUGAGGUAUGGGAGGCUUGGGUGGCUGUGGGCGUGCUGGAGACUGGCACAGUGAGGAGCCAAGAAUCAUACGCCUUUGAGGAUUGUGGCUUAUUGCUGCCAACAGGGGAUCACCUAGAAGAUGGAGCCCAGUCUCCAGAUGCAAUUAAUGCCUAGAGAGAUGAGUUAUUUUUCCAGUGGUGGGAUUUGCCGGAAGGUGACAAGUCAACCAGGGUAAGACCAAUGCAAUUCAUCGCCUGAGGAGGACUCAGAAAAAUGAGGGUGGAGAGGGAGGUUUAAGAACAGACAUAACCUGCAUACCCUUCCCUACUCCUCUGCCCUAUCACCGACUGGUGCUGCGGACAACAGGGAAGGUUAGAGUCAAAUGAUGAAAUUGUUUUAAGGGGGUAGGUGGGUAGGAUUAAGUCUUGAUAUCUGUAAGUGACUAGAAAGUUAAUCUGACAGAUGUCUGAGGGACCUAUGACCCAAGGUAGUAAUUACUGGAAAAACCUAAUUUGAACCAAGCUACCCAAAUACCAAUUCUGAGUUUACUAAAAAGCUACUAGCAACUUGA